AUGUCCCCCUCCAUCUCCGACAACACCAUCCCGGAGGUCGCCCUCGACCAGACCACUCCAGCCGUCGCCGACUCCACCCAACCCUCCGUCAUCGGGCGCACAAACGACCUCUUCUCACUAGGCAACCGCACGGUUGCAAUCACAGGCGGAGGCCGUGGACUGGGGAUCGUGCUUGCGGGCGCAGUGAUCGAAGCGGGCGGCGAUGUCGUGUGCCUGGACCUGCUGCCGGCUCCGAGCGCCGAGGAAUGGGCCUCCGUGCAGAAGCUGGCCACUGCGCGGCGCCUGCACGCAUCCUACGUCUCAUGCGACAUCACCGACGAGGCGUCCACGAAGCAGGUUCUUGAGCAGAUCGCCGCCGACGCCUUGAGCCGCAAAAUGCCCCUGCGCGGACUUAUCACCUGCGCCGGAAUCCAGCAAAUGGUGCCCGCGUUGGAGUACCCCGUCGACAUGUGGAGGAAGAUGUUGGAUGUCAAUGUGAUUGGCACUUUCAUUCCCGCCAAGCACUGCGCUCGCAUUUUCAAGGAACAGAACACCCCCGCAAGUAUCGUGAUGAUUGCUUCGAUGUCGGGCCAGAUUGCCAACAGGGGUCUCACCUGCACAGCAUACAACUCCUCUAAAGCCGCAGUUCACCAAAUGUGUCGCUCUGUCGCCCAAGAAUGGGGACAGUAUGGCAUCCGCAUCAACACGCUCUCCGCCGGUUAUAUCCGCACUGCAAUGACGGAUGCUUUGCUCGCGGAGAAGCCGGAGGUGGAGGAGACUUGGAUGCGGGGGGCGUUGUUGGGCCGUCUGGGUGUGCCGGAGGACUUCAAGGCGCCGACGGUGUACAUGUUGGCUGAUGGCAGCGGGUUCAUGACGGGUGCGGAUCUUAGGGUGGACGGAGGACAUUGUGCUUCUGCUUGAUUACAGAGCUGGAUUUAAUAGAUGGCGUUAAGGUAGAUAAGGGAAUGUACUUCGUUAGGCAUUGGAUUCUUGUCUGUGGUGGUUCGUCGAGGUCAUACACAAUAAGCUGCCUUCGUGGCGGCCGAAAUGCCG
Molecule: messenger RNA, 1032 nt
Organism: Aspergillus homomorphus CBS 101889
Lineage: Eukaryota; Fungi; Ascomycota; Eurotiomycetes; Eurotiales; Aspergillaceae
Product: oxidoreductase, short chain dehydrogenase/reductase family
Exons: 4
Coding region: 1-900 (299 amino acids)
Cellular component (GO): intracellular anatomical structure
Molecular function (GO): oxidoreductase activity, acting on NAD(P)H, oxygen as acceptor
Source: RefSeq, a predicted model, not a curated record